Exophiala spinifera is the source of this 3126-nucleotide messenger RNA. RefSeq lists its product as uncharacterized. Gene Ontology annotation, cellular component: nuclear envelope; cytosol. Lineage: Eukaryota; Fungi; Ascomycota; Eurotiomycetes; Chaetothyriales; Herpotrichiellaceae. The transcript has a single exon. The record is from RefSeq and is a predicted model, not a curated record. Bases 1 to 3126 code for a protein of 1041 amino acids. Gene Ontology annotation, molecular function: small GTPase binding. Gene Ontology annotation, biological process: protein import into nucleus.
AUGCCUUCUUUUACCAUUGAAGCCGAAGGCGAGGCCAAUCCUCUGUCCAGGGGACUGGUAAUUAGCACCCUCCUCAGUGCUCAACAUCAUGAUUUUCAGGCCUUGAAAGUCUCUACACAGCAGCUUUUGAAUUGGGAAAAGACACCUAUGUACUAUUCCAUGCUUCAAGACAUCUAUGCCGAUCUCGCUCUCCCCAAAGAUGUCAGAUUUCAAGCGAUUAUCCAGCUCAAGAAUGGGAUUGACAAAUACUGGCGAAAGACUGCGACACAUUCUAUUGACAAGGAUGAAAAGCAGCAGAUCAAAACAAGGUCAAUCGAUGCUGGGUUAAGAGAGCCGGUGCCAGCUCUGGCUCUCCAGAACGCGCUGAUGGUAGCAAAAAUUGUGCGGUAUGAAUUUCCUCAUGACUGGCCCGAUAUUCUUCAAGUCAUCCGACAGCACAUACGGUCAGCUGGCCACGACAACCUCUACACCUCGAACAUCUUUAUGAUCACACUACAAGUUGUCAAGGAGCUGGCGUCCGGGAGGCUCCAGCGUACCAAGAAAAGUCUCCAGCAAGAGUCAGAUGGACUUGUGAGCGACCUUUUGAACGUCUACACUUCCUUGGCGUCGGGCUGGCACACUAGCCUGGGAAGCAUGCAAGCCGAUCCCAACAGCUAUUCAGGACUAAAAAUCCUGAGACGUUUGGUGGUUGUAGGCUUCGAGAGCCCUCACCGACACGACGUGGUCAAGCACCUGUGGGUGAUCCUGCAUUCUGAGCAGAAGGCUUUCUGGAAAGAACUGAAUCUUGAAGAAUCCUCGGAGAUGAAGGCCAUGCGUUUGAAACAUCUUCUACAACUAUCAAAGCUCUAUCUCGAGAUGGCGCGCAACCACCCGGCCUCAUUCGUACUGCUUGGAUGCGCGGAUAUCUUGGAUCAUGCUUGGCUUGUCAUUAACCACAAUGACGCCAAACCCGCUCUUCAAGGCAAUUUCGACUGGGCGGUGUAUCGUAGCGGAGAUGUCACGGACGAAUCCCCGAUAGAGAAAUUGUCGUUGAAAGCGUUGCUCUUGUUCCGCGCUUGCUGCAAAAUGGUUUUCCACCCAGUCCAGACUUUCAAAUAUCAGACGCCACAAGACAAGGAAGAACGCAAACAGGCUGUGGAGUUUGUCAAGAGUAGCGUCUUGACUGAUGCAUUUGUUAUUCAGCUCAUGGAACUUCUGGUUACGCAGUAUUUUGUUCUGCGCCCUUCCGAUCUGAGGGAGUGGGAGGAAGAACCCGAUGAAUGGGAGAAAAGAGAGGAGGAGAUCGCUGAUGCAUGGGAGUUCUCUAGCCGCUCUUGUGCGGAAAAACUCUUUCUUGACCUUGUCAUCAAUUUCAAAGAGUUGCUUGUCCCGCGAUUACUCGAUGUGUUCCGACAAUACGCGGUGACGACAAACACCAACAUCCUCCUGAAGGACAGCCUGUAUUCCGCUAUUGGUAUCUCCGCUGCCUGCUUGGAGGACGUCUUUGAUUUCAACACCUUUCUCCGGACGACACUCGUCCCUGAAGUGCAAAUCAAUCAACCCAACUAUAGGUUGUUACGACGGCGGAUAGCGAUAUUGCUUGGUCAGUGGGUACCGAUCAAGCCCGAGACGAUUGACAGAGUCGCCGUCUAUCAGAUAUUCACCCACUUGAUCGCGAGCGGUGAGCAGCUUAACGAUCAUGUUGUUCGGGUCACCGCGGGUCGCCAGCUUCGCCUUGUUUUGGAACCCUUUGAGUUCAAGUUCACUGACUUCCAGCCAUACGCCGACCCUCUCCUGAAAGGCUUGAUGUCUUUGAUAGCAGAGACCGACUUGUCUGAGACAAAGAUGGCAUUGCUUGAGACCGUAAGGGUAGCUGUGACCAAGCUGGAAGGUCAAAUAGAGCCAUACGCUCAGGACAUAAUGUCCAUGCUGCCACCACUAUGGCUUGGUUCAGGAGACGAGCAUCUGAUGAAACAGGCAAUCCUGAGUAUGAUUACUGCUAUCGUCAACAGUCUAGGACGGAAGAGCCUGUCCUACCACAAUGCCAUCUUACCCAUCAUCCACGACUCAGUACAGCCCGAGUCUGAAGCCAUUGUCUAUCUCUUGGAGGAAGCACUCGACUUGUGGGCCGCUAUCCUUCAACAGACUCCGUCUGAUCAGGCAUCGCCGGAGCUACUGAAGCUCUCUCACUCUCUACUACCUCUUCUCGACAUUGGCAGCGAGCUCCUGCGGCAGAUCUUUGAGCUCAUCGAAUCCUACACCAUCCUCUCGCCGACCACGAUCCUAGCGCCGGAAUUCUUAACGCCCCUACUCACGUCGUCAAAAGCCCUCUUGCCGAUGCUGGCAUCCAGCCGUGCUCGCGAUGCGGCUUUGGCUCCCCAUGUCAUCGAGUACUUGAUCGCGACUGUCUCAGUGGAAGGGUAUAGCCAGCACGAUUCACGGCAGGCCCUUAUGCAUGCCCUUGAUUCCAUGCUCAAUACCGGCUAUCUUUCGUCCCUGCUUGGUCUACUGAAAGAAGCGUACGAGUACCACGAGGAUCCUCGACCUAGUAAACGACCUCCAGAUAUCAUUGGGCCAGGUGAGACCACACUGUUCACCGUGCUCUCGCGGGCGGUGAUCCUCUUACCAGAACAAACCUCACAGGCCAUUCUUGCGACGAACGUCACCACGACUUCUUCUCCCACAACGAUGCACUGGCUCCUGACCGAAUGGCUCCAGUCCAUCGACAGUAUAGGGGACAUCCUGCGCAAAAAACUGCAGGUCAUUGCCUUGACCAGUCUGUUUGCCGUCUCUGGCCCUCCCGUUUCCACGCUCAUGCUGGAAAACCUGCAGUCUCUGCUCACCAUCUGGACCGAUAUCGUCGUCGAGCUGGGCCAGGAAGCCGCCGAGGAGAGCCAGGGCGACUAUCUCUGGCAUAACACGCCCGGAGAUGUGCCCGAGUGGCCUGACCACACCCCUGAAGACAGCCGGAAGAGAGUGAUUAGUAAUGCUGAUCCUAUCUACGGCAUAAACAUCAGGCAGUUCAUUGCGAAUGCGCUGCGCGCGACCAUAGACCGCAACGGCGGCCCACAGGUAUUCGAGCAGGAGUGGUUGUCCCGGAUCGACUCGGUCGUGCUCAAGUCUUUUGUCGAUUUGAAGCUGUUGUAG